Chelonus insularis is the source of this 861-nucleotide messenger RNA. Its product is annotated as MKI67 FHA domain-interacting nucleolar phosphoprotein. Gene Ontology annotation, cellular component: nucleolus. The record is from RefSeq and is a predicted model, not a curated record. The transcript is spliced from 2 exons. Bases 97 to 810 code for a protein of 237 amino acids. Gene Ontology annotation, biological process: maturation of LSU-rRNA from tricistronic rRNA transcript (SSU-rRNA, 5.8S rRNA, LSU-rRNA). Gene Ontology annotation, molecular function: RNA binding. NCBI's taxonomy places the organism in Eukaryota, Metazoa, Arthropoda, Insecta, Hymenoptera, Braconidae.
CGCAUUCCUCACGGUUGAGACGCAGUUGAACAUUAAUCGUUUUAUACUAAACAACAAACAGACGCUUUGGUGAAUAUUUUGCGAAAAUACAUCAAAAUGAAAGUGAAAAAAGACCGUGGAGAAACAAAAACACUUAAAUUAACAAGUGUUCCUAAAUCUGGUGAAUCAUCUUUAAAGAAAGCGGUUUCUAACGUUAAAAAAAUUCUAAAGAAUGAUGAAGACAGCCAAGGUCUAGUAAAACCACUCAUAAAACCAAAAAAAGAAGCAAAUAUUAUUAAAAUUAAAGGAAUCAAAAAAUCCGAAAAAGUACCUGCUCAAUCUUCUGGAUCCAAGGGAUCAAACGAAAGAGGCAUCAUCUAUAUUGGCCACAUUCCACACGGAUUUUACGAACCACAGAUGAAGGAAUAUUUCUCACAAUUUGGAGUAGUAACAAAUGUUCGGGUAUCAAGAUCAAAAAUAACUGGUAAAUCUAAGGGAUACGGGUUUGUGGAAUUUGCACAUUCAGAAGUAGCAAAAAUAGCAGCUGAAUCAAUGAACAAUUAUUUAAUGUUCGGUCGACUAGUGAAGACAGAAUAUAUUCCCCCGGAAAAGCAACAUGAUAAAUACUUCAGCGGUCGAUCAUGGUCAUCAAAAAGUUACCCAAAAUUAUGGAACAGAAAAAAAGCUAUUAGAAGAAUAAAUUCAUUAUCAGAAACUGAUAAUAGUAAAGAUGAAUUUAAAAAAACUUUUAAUAGCCUAACGAAAUUAUCUAAAAAAUUAAAAGCGUCAGGAAUUAAUUAUAAUAUAAAAUUAGGCGCUAUGCAAAUUUAAGUUGUAAUUGUUUUUUUACUUCAUGUUAUUACAAAAUUAUUUGUAUUAUAA